Perkinsus marinus ATCC 50983 is the source of this 874-nucleotide messenger RNA. Its product is annotated as Rab11b, putative. Gene Ontology annotation, cellular component: endosome. Bases 50 to 712 code for a protein of 220 amino acids. The transcript is spliced from 6 exons. NCBI's taxonomy places the organism in Eukaryota, Perkinsozoa, Perkinsida, Perkinsidae. The record is from RefSeq and is a predicted model, not a curated record. Gene Ontology annotation, molecular function: GTP binding; GTPase activity.
AGUUGUGAAUCGUUUUCCGUUUCUUGUUACUACCAACUCCCGCGCUACCAUGGACGACGAAUAUGACCAUCUUUACAAAAUCGUCCUAGUCGGCGAUGCUACCGUUGGCAAGACCCAUCUCUUGUCCCGAUAUAUCAAGGGUACACUACCCCGUGCCCCUACUGCAACGAUAGGUGUGGAGUUCGCUACGAGGACGGUACCUCUUGCCGUUGGUGGCACGGUUAAAGCUCAGAUUUGGGACACAGCGGGCCAGGAGCGUUAUCGAGCAAUAACAUCAGCACACUAUCGCAGAGCAGUGGGUGCCUUAUUGGUCUAUGACGUUACCAGACGCAACACCUUCCUCAACUGCUCUAAAUGGAUGGAGGAACUUCGGCAGAAUGCUGAGCCUGAUAUCGUCAUACUGUUAGUCGGCAACAAGAUCGAUCUAGUGGAAAAGGAUUCUUCUACGAGACAGGUAACGACGGAGGAAGCCACGGUAUUUGCGAAGCAGAGCGGUCUGUUCUUCGCUGAGGCCUCUGCAGUGUCGUCUGUGAAUGUCAAAUUCAUAUUCGAGAAUCUCCUACAAGAAAUUUAUAACCAGCGUAGUCGAGCCCAGGCCGAGGGGAAGUCUCAGCAGGAGCUUACAGCACAAGGAGGGAUGAAGAUCGCCCCUCAUGAGCACGACCGUUAUGCUAAUAACUGCAACAAUGAGCUUCCCACUUGCCAGUGUUGACGCUGUAUUGUUGUUGCCUCUCGAGUGGAGGGGACAUCCAGUUGGGGGCUGAGUAUAGCGUAAUGACCAAUUCUCGCACUCCUACUCUGCGUUGUAGUUUCGUAAGGCUCUAUGCAGCGAGGAGGAAUGUGCCUAGUUACAUCAGAGUGUCAUAUUUCUGCU